Molecule: messenger RNA, 3074 nt
Organism: Homarus americanus (American lobster)
Lineage: Eukaryota; Metazoa; Arthropoda; Malacostraca; Decapoda; Nephropidae
Product: glutamyl aminopeptidase-like
Exons: 20
Coding region: 32-2722 (896 amino acids)
Biological process (GO): peptide catabolic process; proteolysis
Cellular component (GO): cytoplasm
Molecular function (GO): metalloaminopeptidase activity; zinc ion binding; peptide binding
Source: RefSeq, a predicted model, not a curated record
GGCACCUGUGGGAGCCUCCGUUACAGGUAUCAUGCCAGAACAAACUCCCAAAAAGCUGAAAACUGGCUGCAACCCGUGGGAGGACAGUUUCCGUCUCCCAAAGUCUGUUCAGCCAGACCAUUAUUCUGUGUACUUACAUCCAGACUUGUCAACCAAGACAUUCUCUGGCAAAGUAAGCAUUGACGUCACAACUUCAGAGGCACUGGACCACUUCCUCGUGCACACAAAAUGGCUCAGUAUUACCCAGACUAAACUUGUCAGAGUAAAUGGAAACCAAACUCAGGAUGUACCACUUACUGAGGCCUUUGAAUAUGAACCCAAUGAGUUCUGGGUCAUCAGAACUGCUUCUCUGGUGGAAUCAGGCACUUUCAGGGUCACAAUGAAUUUCUCAGGGUCCCUCCAGAAAGGCAUUGUGGGGUUCUACUACUCUGAAUAUACUGAUCAGUCUGGAAAUCGAAGAGGUUUAGCCACGACAAAGUUUGAGCCCACAUACGCUCGCCGUGCCUUCCCAUGCUUUGAUGAACCGAGUUUCAAGUCCACUUACAAGAUCACCAUAGUCAGACCCUCAGAUGGAUACAUUGCUCUCUCUAACAUGCCAGUUAUGGAAGAAGUGGAAGGAACACCAGCAAGAGGCCUCACAGAAGUCGUGUUUAACAAGUCUGUACCAAUGGUGACUUACCUUGUGUGCUUUAUUGUGUGUGACUUCACAUAUAAAGAAAAAGUUAUGUCGAGUGGCAUGCCUUUCCGCGUGUAUGCUCCUUCAGGUAGGCUAGAGAACUCCCAGUACGCUCUCGACACCGGUGCAAGUAUUCUGCAGAUGUACGAGACCAUGUUUGAUCUUCCCUUUCCUCUCCCAAAGAGUGACAUGGCAGCCAUUCCCGACUACUCAUCUGGAGCGACUGAACACUGGGGGAUCAUAACUUUCCGAGAGACAGCCAUCUUUUACAACAAGAGCCAGAGCUCGGCAUCCAACAAGCAGCGAGUGGCAUCUGUCAUAGCGCAUGAGCUGGCACAUCAGUGGUUUGGUAACCUCAUGACACUUGAUUGGUGGAAUGAUCUAUGGCUCAAUGAAGGUUUUGCAAGCUAUGUGGAGUUCAAAGGAGUUGACCACAUUCACCCAGAUUGGGACAUGGAAUCUCAGUUCCUGACCAGGAAUCUGCAGGUGGUGAUGAAAAGUGACUCUUGCCUCAGUUCUCACCCAAUUGUCAAGUGUGUGGAUACAACUGAUCAGAUUAAUGCCAUGUUUGAUGUCAUAUCUUACAAAAAGGGGUCAUCUGUGUUGAGGAUGCUGGAAAACUUCAUGGGGGAGGCUGCCUUCCAAAAGGGCAUUAAUUCGUUCCUCAAAAAAUAUGCCUAUGAUAAUGCAGUGACGCAGGACCUGUGGGCAGAACUUACCGCAGCUUGGUCUAGUUGUGUGCCUGAUGGACAGAAGAGUGAUGUAGGGGCGAUAAUGGACACCUGGACACGCCAGAUGGGUUACCCUGUAGUCACUAUGGUGCGAACAUCUCCUGAAACUCUGGUGUUGACCCAGAAGAGGUUCCUCCAGGACCCAACGGCAAAACAUGAUCGAUCAUGUUCAGAGUUUGAGUACAAAUGGGACAUCCCAAUAAGUUACUUCACCUCAUCAGACUCCACUACCCAGAGGGCUUGGCUCUACCGGAAAGAUGGCAGUUUGACAUUGAAAAUAGAUCCAGGAGUAACAUGGGUUAAGGUGAAUGUUCAACAGAAGGGCUACUACCGUGUCAACUAUGAGACUAACAUGUGGAAACAGCUAGAAAAACUUUGUGCCGAUAAGGUUGUGGGCACUGCAGAACGAGCGAACCUCUACAAUGACGUCUUUGCACUCGCUGAUGCUGCCUUGGUGGAUUAUUCUGUAGCUCUCAACUUCAGUCGUGGUCUGGCGUCUGAAACAGAUUACGUGCCCUGGGACUCGGUAUACACGCACCUCAUUGUUAUGACAAGAUUAUUAGCAGAAACAAAAGCCUGUCAGCCAUUCCAGGAGUAUGUGUCCAGCCUAGUAAAGCCUAUAUACACUAGCCUUGGAUGGGCAGACAAAGGCGACCAUUUACAGAAGUUACUACGGGUUGAUGUCCUGUCCUUGGCCUGUGUAAAUGGCAACAAACUUUGUCUUGAGGAAGCUGCCACUGAACUAGAGAGAUGGAUCACCGAUGUUUCACACUUUCUGCCUCCCGGCACUCGUAGACAAGUGUAUCGGUGGGGCAUGGUACAGUCAGGAUCCCAGGAGAAUUGGGAAGUGAUGUGGCAGCGUUCACUGGUCGAGCAGUGUGCCACUGAACAAGACAAUUUCUACUUUGGUUUAGCCAAUGCUCAAGAUAAAAAUAUUUUGCAGAGGUACAUAGAACUAGCCCAAGAUGAAAAGAAUGUACGCAGCCAAAACUUGUACAGUGUGCUGUUAUACAUCUCGGAUAACCCUGCUGGUACUGACCUAGUCUGGGAUUGGGUUAGGUCAAAUUGGGAAUGGUUGGUCAACCGUUAUACCCUAAACGACAGGUAUCUUGGCCAACUCAUCUUCAACAUAUCCAAAUAUUUCUCCACAUCAGAAAAGCUGACUCAGAUGGAGAAGUUCUUUACUCAGUAUCCAGAUGCUGGUGCAGGGGAGUUGAACCGGCAGCAAGCGCUUGAAUCCAUCCGUUUGAACAUCCGUUGGGUGAAGUCUUAUUCCACCACCAUCCUUAACUGGCUUAACUCACAAAAGAAAUGAGUUUAGAAAUAUCUUCAUAAAAAUUUUUAUAAUGUCUGCAGGAGUUGUGUAUAAAAGGAUCAGAAUUUUCUAUGUAUAUUAGGUAAGUCAGAAUGGCAUGAUUUUCUACCAUGGUCAAUCUUACCUCAGUGAUACUUUUUAUCACUGCCUGUUUUUCACAAUGACAACUGAAGAGGCAUUUCUAAUAUUUGUAAUUCAUUGUGAGAGAAAUCAAUUAAGUUCUUUAAUAUCAAAUCUUGUGACUCAGAACAUUUGCUCGACUCUUAAGUCUCUUACAUUUUCCCUAAUCGAUGCUUACAUACAAGAAAUUGUUUUUAUAUUUUUAAGUCAUUACUUUAAAACUUACACUUCA